Messenger RNA from Schistosoma curassoni, 648 nucleotides. The record is from the annotation of a GenBank genome assembly. Lineage: Eukaryota; Metazoa; Platyhelminthes; Trematoda; Strigeidida; Schistosomatidae.
AUGAUUGUAAAUUUGUUUAGAUCACAAACACUUAUUGAAACUAAACAUUUUAACAUUAUAUCCGGUUUAUUAUCAUUAAGUUGUUUUAUAAUAUGUCUUACAACAAGUAUAUAUACUGGAAAAAAAGGUAGUUUAAUUGCAUCUUAUGAUAAUACAUGUAAAAUAAUAUCAAUAGAACAAUUAUUAGAACAAAGACAACAACAACAACAACAACACCACACCCAACAACAACAACAAUAUCACCACCACCCCCAACAACAACAAAUUACAUUCAAUACAAAAAUAAUCAAUAAUUCAAUUAGUAAUAAUAAACCAUUUUUAAAACCAUGUUGUAUAGAACUCAAUAAAAAUAUCUGUGAAUGUUAUAUUAAUUAUAAUAAACGUAUAGAAUAUUAUCAUUAUAUAUCAUGUCAUUUAUUAUUUUCCUCAAUUAAAGAUUAUAUAAUAUUACAAUCAGCAUUAAUGUGUAUUGGUUCUGGGGUAUCAUUAUGGUUAUGGUUAUUAUUUAUAGAAAAUAAAUUAAAAUAUUAUAUGAAUAAAAAAUAUACAAGAAUAAGUUUUUCAUCAACACAUAGUUCAAUCCCUGAAAUAUUCAUUGAACAAUAUGAUGAAAAAACAAGUAGUAUAGAUAUAAAUGAAAUAGAAUGA